GCCCGGGCCCGCUGGGUGCCCGCGCGUCCUGUCGCGACCCAUCGCGACCGGCGGCGGUCCCGGCCCCUCGGCGCUGCUCGGGACAUGGCGGCGCGGCGGGGGACUCGGUCCCGGUGCCGCACUCCCCCUGGCAGGAAGGAAAAGACUUUGGAACAGCCCUGUUCAACUAUUGCAGAAGAGCCCGAGCCUGAGCCUGUUCCAUAUGUUCUGCAAGGAGAGGACAUCCAGGCACUUGAAAUUAAGGUGGAGGACCUGGAGAAACUUCAUGCUCCACGCCUUCCCCAUGAUGCUGGGAGAAUUCCAGUUCAGAAGAAUUACCUUCUCCGCAAAUACCGACCCAAGGAGGUGGCACAUCUCGUAGCACAUCCUGUUCACCCCAGGGCACCCAGGGGACCACUGACUUUUCCUGGACCAAGAAAGUUUGAGGAUGGCUGUGAAGAGAUCCUCCCUCAUCACAUUUUGGGAAGUCUCCAGGAGUUAAAGAUGGAGGCCUUGGCCAGAAGAAACACUCAGCUAGCAGAUGCUAUUAAGGUUCCUCAUCCAGAUGUUACUGCAGCAGCUUUAAAAGAGGAACAUGGAGGAGAGAAGAAAGAAAAGGCACACCAGGCCAAACUAGCAGAGCACAAAGCUUUCCAGAACUGGAACCAUCAUAUGGCAAUGAGGAAAAAGCAGGAGAAACACCUAGGAGAAAUUCUUCACAAGCCAGAGAAUGAAUUGCUGAUGAACAUGUCAGACAAUUACAGGCAAAUUCAGGAAGAACGUGACCUCAUUGACCGGAGUCUCCCUGCCCUAUUUCCUGGAAAGGGAUACCGAGUAGGAAGUGAGUUCUGGAGCCUUCCUGAGCAAAUUGGGGAUGAGCUCACCGGGCUGACUCUGACCCUGACUCGGACAGAAUGUGGGCACCCAGAGCCAUUCACUCAUGUGGGGAAACCUCGAACUGUCCAGAGGGAAACAGGUCUGAAGCCUCCAAAGAAGAUUCCUUGCCACCUAAACUGGGAUAAGAGUCUUUUCCUGAAACAUCGACGGCAGGAGCUAAAAUCUCUCCUAGAGGAGCUGGGCUUUUUUAAGCCGGAUCUGGAAGGACUGGAGGUGAUUGGGAAAGGGCAGCCUUUCACAUCUGUCUCAGCUGAGGCUUUUCGAGAUGCCACCAUUUCUGAAGAGAUUGAGACCCUCAGUGAUCCCUUAGGUGACUCCUUCACUGUGGUUCCAGAAGCUGAAAAGGUUCCAUCUUUAGUUUUCUGUGGCCAGCCUGCUCGUUGGAUCAAGGGCGUCACUGCUUGCAGGAAGGAAAUUGGCAUUGCUGCCCGGGUCACCUUUGAGACUCUGGCUAGUGAGAAGGCUGAAAGCUUCCUGACAGUGACCAAUGAUGGCAGAGCUGCCAUUUGGUACAACUGGAUGAGGCUCCCCCAGCAGAUCCCCUCCAGAGGAGCCAAGGGGAGGAGGAUGCCCUAUUUUUACUUCGAUACCAGACCAGGUGUAAUUUUGCCUGGAGAAACUCGGAGGUUUUCCUUUAUUUUCAAGUCAGAGAGAGCAGGCAUUUUCAGUGAGCCCUGGGAAUUUAGGACACAUCCUCUGUUAUUAGGAGGAACUCUGCUUCAGGUGACCCUUUGGGGAAUUGCUGUGUAUGAGGAUAAAUUGGCUGACUUCAGAGAGAAACUGGAGAGUGAGCUGGCUGCUCGAGAAGGUGCUGCAAUAGUGAAAGACAGCCUGAAUGAACUUCUUGACCAAAUUCGGACACCCGAGCGCACCCCAUCUCCUGUGGAUGCCUGUGUCACAGAGGAAGAGCUGUUCCACAGGAAAAAUCCCCAGUUGCAUUAUCAGCAUCAAGUGAUAAAGCAGCUGCAUAAACUAUGGAGACAGCACCUGGCUGUUCCUUCAGGCUUGGAGAAGGAAGUGCCCUUGGACCAGAGGAGAGCUGCAGAGGACAUGGAGUACCAAGAGAACACCUCAGAGCCUCCCUCUGCCCAGAGCAGCACCACUGAGCUCACACGUGGGAAGUACACAUCAGAGGAGGCUCCAAGGGAAAAGAGCAUUGAGGAGGAUGAAGCAGGUCCUUCAGGAUGGAACCUUUCCCUCGAGGACUUUAAACAGGCUAUAAUGUCAAUCCCAGAGGAGGAGCAGCGGGAAGAAGCACUGACCCAGCUCAAUAAGGCAGCUCUGGAGCUGUGUGUUGAACAGAGGCCAACUCAGUCAGAGCUUCUGUAUCCACUCUGCCUCCAGCUGUGGCGUGGAGCAAUUGAUGACCUGGUGAGUCACUCUCUGAGGCUGAGAUCCCUGCUUGGUUUGAUUAAGAAGGAUACCUAUGUAGAAGCUGUUCCAGAGGAAACAGAGGAAGUAAAGCAAGGAGGAGCAAAUAAAGGAGGAAAGGAAGACAAAAUAAUUACUAAGAAAGAAGAGAAAAAGGAUAAAGAAGGCAAGAAAAGCAGAGGGACAUCAGGGAAAGAGAAAGUGGAUCAUUCAGGCAGCAGAAAGCUGAAAACAAAAGAUGAGAAACAAGGAUCUUCCAUUUCAGUGCAGGACAUGAAAGGUGGGGCAGAGUCCAUCAAAGGAAGAGAUGAGAAGCAGACAGUGAAAGAGGGAGCUGAAAACACAGAUGGGGCAGAACCUGCUCAGGAGCAGGCAGACUCUAUUGCACUUGAAACAUACCAGGAAAAGCUCUAUAUUGAAGUGAGUCUGACCAAAGCUUGUAUCAUUGUCUUGGUUUUGUUCUUUUCUUGUAAGGCACACUCAGGCUCAGGGGGAGAGGCAGGAAUUUUGUUAAACUCAGAAAACUGGCAGACAUAUGUCCCUUGUGCUGCAGCAAGGUUUACAGGCUGCUGGAUUCAAUGGUGAGUGAAAUGGUAUCUUUAUUUGAGGAUGUAAAGCAGUAACAUGCUCUGAAGUGGAAGUGAAGCCCUCUGUAUGUAGAAAUAAACUUGCUUUUAAAAAAAUGAAAUAAAUAACCAUGUUUACACAGA
Molecule: messenger RNA, 2957 nt
Organism: Parus major (Great Tit)
Lineage: Eukaryota; Metazoa; Chordata; Aves; Passeriformes; Paridae
Gene: MYCBPAP
Product: MYCBP associated protein
Exons: 19
Coding region: 85-2832 (915 amino acids)
Source: RefSeq, a predicted model, not a curated record